This is a messenger RNA of Trichomycterus rosablanca, 1524 nucleotides long. Its product is annotated as amino acid transporter heavy chain SLC3A2. NCBI's taxonomy places the organism in Eukaryota, Metazoa, Chordata, Actinopteri, Siluriformes, Trichomycteridae. Gene Ontology annotation, molecular function: L-alanine transmembrane transporter activity; aromatic amino acid transmembrane transporter activity; L-leucine transmembrane transporter activity. The coding region runs from base 1 to 1467 and encodes 488 amino acids. The record is from RefSeq and is a predicted model, not a curated record. Gene Ontology annotation, biological process: carbohydrate metabolic process; L-alanine import across plasma membrane; L-leucine import across plasma membrane. Gene Ontology annotation, cellular component: apical plasma membrane; basolateral plasma membrane. The transcript is spliced from 8 exons.
AUGACAUUGAAAGUGGAGGGUGACAUAGGCUAUGGCAGUGUGGUAGGCCCAAACCUCAGCCUUGCAGGCAGUCUUGGUGGUUCAGAGACAUUUCCUCUACUGGUCUCAGAGACUGAACCUAACCCAGAUACAUGGAAGCCCCUUUCCAGAGAAGAGCUGGAGUCAGUUGCUGGAGGACCAGGCUGGAAAAAGUUCCGUUCUCGCUUGGUUUUGCUCUUCUGGGUGGGCUGGCUCACCAUGCUGGGUAUUGCUGUUGCUGUGAUUAUACAGAGCCCACGGCCUGCACCUGGCCACCUACAUUGGUGGCAGAAGGAACUUUUCUAUCGCCUACAACCAGCCCUGUUCCUGGAUGUAGAGAGUACAGGGUCUGGACCAAUAAGCAGAGUAUCCGAGAGACUUCCUUACCUCAAGUCCUUAGGGAUCGGGGUAAUGAUUUUAGAAGGGCUGUUCAGGCAUGAUGUCUCCAUUCUUAACCUGACUCAGAUUGAUCCGAGGCUAGGCACUUUGCCCCAGACGCAACAGCUCAUUACAGACAGCCACCAAGCAGGUGUGAAGAUCAUUCUGGACCUCUGUGAAAUAGAUCUGCCUGGUGGACCUGUGUUCAAUAACGCUACAGAGAUGCCAUCUAAUGCAUCUAUUUACAGCCAGGAUUCAUUAAGGUAUUGGCUUGAGCAUGGUGUGUCAGGAUUUGAAAUCUGUAAUGCUGAUGCUGCUUUUUUUGAGAAGACACUAAAAGGGUGGAGGGAACUGAUCAAUGAGUACAGCAAUGAAACCAAUGAAAGGAUUGUAAUGGUGAGGCAGAUGGGUAACUCUUUUUUAGCGCUGAAUAUGUCCGAUACAGUUCUAAACAGCUCCCUAGUGGAGCUGGUAUCGAAGUCUCUUCUCCCUCUAGCCACCUAUCCGUUAUCUGCUUCUGAGAUAGCCGAAGCUAUGGAAACUAAUCUGAAGACGUUGCAGGGAGAGUGGCCAAGUUGGAGAGUAAAUGGACCAAUAGCAUCAGAGCUGCAAAAAAUAUUCAUGGUUUUGAUGAUGACCCUCCCUGGGACUCCCAUUUUCAGUUAUGGUGAUGAGAUCAGCCAGACAUCAAAUAAACACCAUCUGCGCUCCACAGCUCUCUUCAACUCUCUAAGUCGCACUCGGUCUCAUGAAGAAGCGCUACUCUAUGGUACCUUCACCUUUCUGACUUUUAACACCACAUCACUCAACAGUGGUCCUUCUAACUCCACAGCUAUACCUCCUCUAGCCUUCCUCCGUUCAUGGGAGUGUGUUAACUUCCUGGUGUUGUUUAACCUGGGCUCAGAGCCUCACUCACUGGACAUGCAGCAGUUCGUAGGCUUACCUGAGGAGGGGAUGUUUGUAACAAGCACAGGUCUGGAUCGCCUCGGCUCAGUGUCCCUUCAGUCCAUAAAGCUUCAGCCACAUGAAGCCAUUGUCAUGAAGUUGUUUGAGGUGGAUAGUGAUGUCUGAGAGGCAGGAGGUUCUGCCAACAGGCACUGAGCUUUCUAAAAUGCAAAUUGAAAUAAA